AUGGCGCUCACAACUACGCUAAAGGUUCACUGCAUAUAUUAUUCUUCUAUUUACAAUUUAGAUUGUACUUAUUUCACCUUACCUUCUAGUGAGAAGAAAGAUGAGACUGUUUUUGGUGUUGCAUGCUACCGACAGGCGAAUUCGGCUUCAUAUGUACAACCUAAUCCUGAAAUUACCCGAAACACUGUACAGAAAAGUUUGGUUGUCCUAUCAAGAUUUCCGCUUUUUGGAUUUAUUGCCCAUCAUCUGGCAAAAAUAACUGAUUUUCUGCUCAAAAAGAAGGGUUUCACUCAAGAAAGUUUACGAAAUUCUUACGAAGAACUAAGUAUUAUCGUAGAAAGUGUGCUGAACAAUCCCAUGUCCUACCAAGAUGCGUUGUUUUAUAAUCUAAACGCAGCCAAUUUCGUCCGCGCGUAUUCUGUUUACCGGGAUUCUGGUGGGAUUGUUUCGAAUUGGAUUUUAACUUUACUCAGUCUAUAUCCAGAUAUGUUACGUGGGGGUUUGUUACAAUGUUCUGUCGUUGAUUCUUCAUGGACUUCAGAAUGUUUAUGUUGUUCAAAUACAAAUAAUAGCGACACAACUAAUUUAACAUUUGCUGCUAGUAUGAAUGAUGGGUCUCCAUUUAAUAUCACUGAACAAUUCUCUCGCAGCGUCCAAGAGACAACUGUUCAGGAUGAACAGCAAAAUAGAAAUUUACCUUCAGUCAAAAACGAACAUGCUUGGUUCACUGAUGUACAGCAUACUUCGUAUGUUAAUCCCAGUUCAGCCGGAGAUUCAUUGUCACAGAAGGAUUCAACUACCUCGAUGACAGGUUUAAAUCAGUCGUUGAUAAAUCCUCAAACCAUUAGCUUAUCGGAGAAAAUUACAAACAGUCCACUUUCUGAGUUUUCAUUAUACUCACCUUUUCCAACUGAUGAUUGGGGAUUCCCACUAUCGUUAUUCACAAAAUCAUAUUUGGCACCGAUAUAUAUCCCCCUUGGUUUAUUGGAUACCCUUUUGGAACCUGCCAGCUUUAUAUCAUCAUUCAAUUCAAGUGUAACUUCAUCUAUAGAUCAAAACAGGGCCUUCACUGAUCGAUCAGUUCGAGGUUUUGUAGCUGGCGCAACCAAUCCUUUAUUACGAUCAAAUAAACAUUUGACUGAGGUUUUCGUAUCAUCCUUAUCACCCGUUGAAGGUAUUCCUGAGGUUUAUUUUCCACAUCUAUCUGAAUUGACGUCUGCAUUUGACAUGUCUUCAGUUUCUGGGAUGGAAAGUGAUACACAGUUAAUCACCGCUGUGUCUGAAAAUACAACGAAAAGUCUUAGUUCCAGUUUUAUUGAUGGUGAGGGAAAUGUAAAAAACUUGACCCACAGGAUUCCUACAAAUGUCUCUCAACCUUUUUUGCCGCCAAAAAAGUCACAACCAGUCAUCCAAAUUAAUUCAGAGAACAGUGCUAAUAAGCAUCCAACAAACCCGCGUUCUAUGCCUGCCCCGUUAAAUCGAGCUGUUCAGUUAAGUCGUGUAGACAGAUUAUUUAUUGAUCAUUUGAUAUCAACGGUCAAUAUGUGGUUCAGUGCACAGAUAGACUAUUGUCAACGGUUUUCUCACAGAAAAGGUGAAUUAAUAACUUGUGACAGUUUGCAUGGAUCGACUUCAUCAAAUCAUUUUGAUGAGGACAUUUUACUACAGCUCUUACCAAUCCAAAGGACAUUCUUACUCAGAUUUCCAUCUCAAGCCGUUUUAGACGCUUGGAUAAGACAACAAUUCCUAAUCUACUUAAGAGCAUUAUUGUUAUCUGCACAAGGUUAUAAUUCCUGUGCAUCGGACUUUCAUCCUGCUUAUUUAACUUGUCUUCGGUCUACAAGAAGCUUUUCGCUUUGGCGUUAUCAAUUUUCUCCGGGUCAACUAUUUUCCAUUUCUGUCCCAGAACCAUUACCCCAGAAUACUGUUAUUAAAAAAGUUUUGAAUGAACCUUCUGCCGGCGAAAAUAAUGAAGAACGCAGAGUGGUAGUAUUUGAGGAUACAGAGUCUUUACAGUUACAACACUCUUGUACAACUUCACCAAAUUCUGUUGCUGCUGUUGUCUCACAACAUCCAGGCCGUAAAAUUACCGAACCGGAUGACUGGAACCAAUUCGCUGAUGGAUUUAAAAAAUUGGGGAAUAUGGCUGCUGAUCAAGGUCGUCGGUUUGUCAAUCAAAGUGUAGCUGGUCUUGUUAAACUUGGCAGUGAAUUCAACUCAACCUUUCGUGCAUCUUCAUCAUCAAAUUUUUUAUGGAAAUUUUCAGAUGCUUUUAAAUCUGUCAUAUUAAAUACUGCGUCAGUGAGUCCUCCUAUUGUUACAACUCAUAAUACUGAGACCGUAAAUGUCAAAAGAGAGUUGUAA
Molecule: messenger RNA, 2364 nt
Organism: Heterobilharzia americana
Lineage: Eukaryota; Metazoa; Platyhelminthes; Trematoda; Strigeidida; Schistosomatidae
Source: the annotation of a GenBank genome assembly